Amphiprion ocellaris (clown anemonefish) is the source of this 5760-nucleotide messenger RNA. RefSeq names its product neurexophilin-4. Gene Ontology annotation, molecular function: nucleic acid binding; signaling receptor binding. NCBI's taxonomy places the organism in Eukaryota, Metazoa, Chordata, Actinopteri, Pomacentridae. The record is from RefSeq and is a predicted model, not a curated record. The transcript has 3 exons. Gene Ontology annotation, biological process: DNA integration. Bases 2765 to 3778 code for a protein of 337 amino acids.
UGAAGCUGUCAGAGGAAGCGUCGCUGUCUGAGCAUUCUCUCUCUAUCCCCUUCUUCAGUCCUUUUCCAGGACCAUGGAUGAGCCUCACACAUCAGAGACCUGGAUGUUGCUGCUAAACUCGAAAACAAACCGAAUUCACGACAAAAAACCGCUGAUGACGGAACAAAUAUUAUCCUACGGUGGUUCAGCACCAGCACUCACUGUGUUCUUCUGUUUCAGUGAGUGAAGAGGCAAGAGGCUGCACCAGUCAGGGAAAGCCGGGAGUGAUAGAGGGGCAGAGAAGGAGCACAGCCACGGAAUAAUGGGGCAAGGCCCGACGCUGCUGAGAGGGAGGUGAGUGUUCAGUGAAGCUCUCAGGUAACUACAGCGGAACUAAAGUGCUUCUUCAGUGACUUGUUGAAAUUGUGGAAAAGAUACAGAUGCAAAUAAUCAUUAAGUCAUUCAUCAACUGUUAUGAAGCGCUGGUUUAUUUAAUUUUGUUCUCAGUUGGUCCCUGCAUCUUUUUGUUAUGUGUGGCUGGCUGCUGUCUCUCCUUACUCUCUCUGAUUUCCCUCCUCCCUUUCUCUGUGUAAUUGCAGCACACCUGAGUGCUGUUAGCACUUAGGGAGGAGGAGGGUAUUUAGGGAGGCAGGAGAGAGCAGCAGUCAGAGCAGAGAUUGGAGAACCUCCCAGCCACACAUCCUCCUGGACAAACACGUGAGGGGUUUGGUUGCAUUUAUAACUUUUCCUUUUGUGAUUAACAUUGUGUUUUUUUUUCGUUUCAGGUACUUUGGCUAUUCCCUCCCCACGCAUGUUUAAAUUGCUGGGUUUUGUUGUUUUAGUUUGGCUGUAGUUGCUGGUAGUCCUAUUUUCGCUGUUUUCUUUUGUAGUAUUAAUUUGUGGUUAGGAAGUUUAGUACGGGGUGGUGACUGGUCCGAGAGCCCAUUGCAGGGUUAGCCACGUUCACCACCCCUCUUUUGUUUCUUUUGGCCAGCAGCUACAGCCCUUUUACUUUCAUCAUUAUUUUCAUCUUCGUUGAUUUACGUUAGUUGACUUAAUUGUUAAUAAAGUUGGGUUUUUCCCUAUUCUCACGUUACCUGCCGUGCCUGUCUAAUUUAUAUGUUGCCGGUCUCUUUGUUUAUUCCAGCCUUGUCAACUUUAAAGAGGCCGUAACAUAUAUGGGGGCUCGUCUAAAACGCGUUGAGAGGCGUUUAUUUGUAGGCUUUAUUGAGGCACUUAUAGUACUGAUAAUUUGUUUGUUUUCUUGUCAGUAUUUGUUGCUUUGGCGUGGUUUUUUGUAGUUGGUGUUGCUCCAUGUUAAUUUGUUUAUUUAACUGGGGGAUUGUUUUUGCCGUUACUUUGAUACAUUGUUUACCGUUUUGUUAAACACGUUUUGCCUACUUGUUAGUAUCUUUGUUUUCGUGUGCUUUACUAUUUACGCACAUGUAUCAUUAGACAGAGUUACGUGUAUGUCCAGGAAGUUUUUUUGGAGUGUGUUGUGCCAUUUGUCAUCUCUGCUCUUGUUUGUGCUCGUGUGGCGGCUAAACUUUUCGGCGGUGAAAUUGUUGAGGAAUUUUUUUUUUCUUCUGUAACAAUGGAGUUUAAUAUUGAUGAGUUUAUGGCUCAUCCGAGCCUUGAGAUAUUAAACAGAUGCAAGAAGGAGCACUUGCUUAUAUUUGCCGACCGUUUUGAAAUUAGCGUUUCAAAACAGAGUAAGUUGCAGAUAUUAAAAUCUGAACUUAUCGCCGCUUUGUCUGAGAAAGGAGCGCUUGAAAUUGAUCCGGAUGCUCCAGCCUCAGGAACACCUGCUGUGCAGCGUGACUCCAGCGACUUGGUCCGCCUUAAGGAGCAGGAGUUGGAAAUGCGCCACUUAGCUUUAAAAGAAAAAGAACUGGAUAAUGAAAAAGAACUAAGAGAAAAACAGUUAACGCUGGAAUGAGAAUUUCGUAAAAGAGAUUUAGAUAUUAAGCAAUCAGCUGUCUCUUCAUCUCCAAAUGGCGGUGACUUUGAUUUAAAUAAAUGUAUUCGUUUAGUCCCGCAAUUUAAUGAGAAAGAUGUUGAUUCGUAUUUUGUUAUGUUUGAACGUGUUGCCAAUACUCUUAAGUGGCUAGGACUGUGUGGACUUUAUUAUUGCAGUCGGUAUUGACGGGGAAAGCUCAAAUAGCUUAUAUUUCUAUGUCGCCUGAUCAGUGCUUGGACUACGAUAAAGUAAAAGCGUCUGUGUUGCGCGCGUACGAGUUAGUGGUGUUUUUUCUGGCCUGGUUUGAAGCGCGAUGUGCGACAACACUGCAAAACCUGUCAUGUGUUGUAACAGUCAUUACUAUUGUCAUUACUAUGGUAUUCCGCUAUCUCGCCACACGGUGGCGCCUUGGUAAUUUGGUAUGGUUAAUAGGUCACUCUUCUUCCCUUUUUUUCAUGGUUCCUAGUUUCCCGUUGCUUGUGUCAUGGACUCGGCCGUGUGUACGCGGACCUCUGUGCUCACUAAAGUAAUAUGUGGUAGAGCUGACUUUUAUAUUUUUAUUUCUAAAAUAAAUGGAAACCUGUGGAAAUCUACAAGUCUUCGCUCUUUUUGCUAUCCACUAGCACAAGUCCAUGGCUGACUACUCCUCAGCUCAUACUACCACACGUUACAGUGUGUCAAGUUUGUGGGAAACCCAAUCAAAUAAUUCCCCAGUAUCCAUUACACCCGAUUCCGGUUGUGGGUGAGCCAUUUGAACGCGUAAUAGUAGACUGUGUUGGCCCUUUUCCGCGCACUAAAAGUGUUAAUAAAUUUCUUCUGACCAUCAUGUGCUCUGUGACCCGCUUUCCUGAGGCUAUCCCAAUGCGUAAAAUCACUGCUCCUGCAGUUGCAAAAGCCCUGGUGAAAUUCUUCUCUCUGUUUGGGUUGCCUAAGGAAAUACAAACUGACCAAGGCUCCAACUUUAUGUCACGAGUCUUUGCGCAGGUCAUGAAACAGCUGGAUAUUACUCAUCACUAUUCUAGCGCUUACCAUCCAGAAAGCCAAGGCGCUCUGGAGCGUUUUCACUCCACACUAAAGAGCAUGCUCCGGGCAUAUUGUUUUGAGGUUGAAAAAGACUGGGAUGAGGGCGUUCAUCUCCUCCUGUUUGCGGCUCGCGAGGUAGCUCAGGAGUCUUUGGGGUUUAGUCCAGCGGAGCUGGUGUUCGCGCACACUGUGCGCGGCCCAUUAAAACUCCUGCAGGAAAAGUGGCUGGAUGAUAAUAAACCACAGAAUCUGUGUGAUUAUGUUUCAAACUUUCGUGGUAAACUUCACCGUGCGUGUGAAUUAGCGAAGCAAAAUAUGUCCAUUACUCAGGCUAAAAUGAAGCGAUGGUUUGAUAAAGACGCUAAAAACAGAAGCUUCAGUCCCGGUGACACAGUGUUAGUUUUGUUGCCUGUCCCCGGUUCGGCCCUACAAGCUCGUUACAGCGGUCCUUAUGUGGUCAAGGAGAAACUAGGUGAUCGAGAUUACAUUGUAGCCACCCCUGACCGUAAACGACGUAACCGAGUGUGUCAUGUAAACAUGUUGAAGCCUUACCUCUGCAGGGAAUCUACUCAUCCGACUCCUGGCAGUGAAGUGCACAACACCGUGCUGGCGCUGUCCAGUGCUGAAGCUGCGGUGAGUUCCCAGGUGAUGGAGGAGCUGUCCGGUGCUGGAACCCCCAGGGUGCUGCCCACGGUGGCUGCAGCUGACCUCGAGGACGUGGUGGGUCCGUCCCUAGCUGUGGUCCAAGGCAGACUGCAGAAUUCGGCAAUGUCUAAACUUGACGAGUGUUUUUUGCACCUCAGAGUCCCAGCGUGAGGAUGUGGUCCAGUUAAUUAAAUCGAAUGUUUCAUUGUUUUCUGAUGUGCCCACACAAACUAAUGUCCUUGAGCACGAUAUCGACGCUGGUGACGCUUCUCCAAUUAAGCAGCAUGCUUAUCAGGUAAAUCCGGAGAAGCGUGCUCGCCUACAAAAACAGGUCGACUAUAUGCUGGAGAACGGCAUUGCCGAACAGAGCUCCAGUUCGUGGAGUUCACCGUGUCUCCUGUCGGUGAAGUCCAAUUCAUCUGAUCGUUUUUGUACGUACUUCUGUAAAGUAAAUGGUGUCACUAAGCCCGAUUGUUAUCCACUCCCUCAAAUCGAUGACUGUGUAGAUCAUGUCGGCAGUGCUACUUAUGUGACAAAGCUAGAUCUCCUUAAAGGCUAUUGGCAGGUACCUUUGACUUUGCGCGCUAAGGAGAUGACUGCGUUUGUCACUCCAGACGCCUUUUUGCAGUAUACGGUUAUGCCCUUCGGCGUAAGAAAUGCCCCGGCGACUUUUCAGCGUUUGGUCAACACUGUUUUGCAUGGUUUACCUGGUUGUGAGGCUUACCUCGACGAUAUAGUGGUGUAUUCGAGAUCGUGGGUGGACCAUAUUCAGCAGCUAGGGGCAGUGUUUGCAAGGCUACGUGACGCCAAUCUGACCCUUAACUUGGCAAAAUGCGAAUUUGGUCAGGCCACUGUCACAUACCUAGGAAAGGUUGUGGGUCGUGGGCAAGUUGGGCCAGUAGAGGCGAAGGUGGAGGCGAUCCUGUCGUUUCCUGCUCCUGCGUCUCGGCGUCAGCUACGUCGCUUUCUGGGAAUGGCGGGGUAUUACCGUAGUUUUUGUAAGAACUUCUCGGCUGUCGCCGCCCCACUCACAGACCUCCUUAGCCCAAAAAGGCGUUUCUAUUGGUCAGAUCAGAUGACUGUCAGCGUGCUUUCGAAUGUGUUAAGGCACUGUUAUCAAACGGCCCUGUUUUGGCUGCGCCAGUGUUUGACCGUCCUUUCAAACUAGCGGUAGACGCAAGUGACGUAGGAGCCAGUGCUGUCCUCCUCCAGGACGAUGAGAAUGGUGUCGAGCAUCCGAUCUCCUACUUCUCAAAAAAAUUUAACAGCCAUCAGCAUGUAUAUUCCACCAUUGAGAAGGAGGCACUUGGCCUAGUUUUGGCCUCAUUCCAUUUUGAGGUGUAUGUCGGCUCCACCUCAGGUCCAGUUAUUGUGUAUACAGACCACAAUCCCCUGGUUUUCAUUCAACAAAUGCGGAAUAAAAAUCAGAGAAUCAUGCACUGGUCGCUCUCGCUGCAAUCGUUUAAUCUAGGGGUUAAACAUAUUAGGGGUGAGAGAAAUGUAGUGGCAGAUGCGUUGUCACGUGUAUGUUGCGUGUAGGUUGGGGCGAACCUCCACGCAACAUCUUAUUGGGGGGGGGGUGUUACGUGUGGCUGGCUGCUGUGUCUCUCCUUGCUCUCUCUGAUCUCCCUCCUCCCUUUAUCUGUGUAAUUGCAGCACACCUGAGUGCUGUUAGCACUUAGGGAGGAGGAGGGUAUUUAGGGAGGCAGGAGAGAGCAGCAGUCAGAGCAGAGAUUGGAGAACCUCCCAGCCACACGUCCUCCUGGACAAACAUUUGAGGGGUUUGGUUGCAUUUAUAACUUUUCCUUUUGUGAUUAACAUUGUGUUUUUUUUUCGUUUCAGGUACUUUGGCUAUUCCCUCCCCACGCAUGUUUAGAUUGCUGGGUUUUGUUGUUUUAGUUUGGCUGUAGUUGCUGGUAGUCCUAUUUUCGCUGUUUUCUUUUGUAGUAUUAAUUUGUGGUUAGGAAGUUUAGUACGGGGUGGUGACUGGUCCGAGAGCCCAUUGCAGGGUUAGCCACGUUCACCACCCCUCUUUUGUUUCUUUUGGCCAGCAGCUACUGCCCUUUUACUUUCACCAUUAUUUUCAUCUUAGUUGAUUUACGUUAGUUGAAUUAAUUGUUAAUAAAGUUGGGUUUUUCCCUAUUCUCACGUUA